Bipolaris maydis ATCC 48331 is the source of this 810-nucleotide messenger RNA. RefSeq lists its product as uncharacterized. The record is from RefSeq and is a predicted model, not a curated record. Lineage: Eukaryota; Fungi; Ascomycota; Dothideomycetes; Pleosporales; Pleosporaceae.
AUGGAACAAUCUCUUUUGUUCCGGCUCCCGCGUGAGCUACGCGAUGAGAUUUACAAGUACGCGCUGUAUCAUGCUGGGGGGCUCCUUUACACCAUCGGCAAAAACGGUGUGGGGAGGCUUUGUAGAAAGGCAAGGAACAACUCGAGCCGCAAGAGCGUGCUCGCAAAACUUUACGACCGCUCACGUCGCAUCGCAAAGGCGCAGGCACAGCGCCAUGGUAUCGACUACAAUCAACUAAAGCAUGUGUGCAGACAGCUUCGUGAUGAAUCGUCUGCGUUGAGUCCCCACGGUAACGUGGUAUUUACGAAGGGCUCUUCGACAAUGAAUGCGUUCGAGCAGUGCCUAAUCCUUUUCCAACAAUUUCCAAAGGUCCGAUCAGUUGCAAUUAAGUGUUGUGAAUCCUUUGCAAGUGAGUCAUCCCAGGGCAAACUCUUUGAGACUAUCCAAAAGUGUGCGGGUCACGCUCGUGUCUCCGUUAGGGUCCACAUCCCUCACUGGUCUCUCGCAGAUCCAGACUUUAUCUUCCGCGGACUUUUCUAUUUAUACUCGCUUCGAAACGAUGCUACACUCGUGUCUCGUCUUGCAAGAGUCUCCCCCGUGACGUAUCUGUCCAAUUCUGCCUCGGAGAUACUAACAGUGGACCGGCCGAUACCAAAGAAUGUCCGAUUCUAUCCAUGGAACGACACGUUCGAUCAGCAAUUAUUCGAGCAAAUUCGUCAGAAGCAACUCCUUUUUGAGCACCCCCAAACCCAGGCAGCUAUCGGGAACAUAGAAGGCCUUGCCCGCGCCUGGAUCGAGAACGGGUUGUAG